GGUGCCGGGCGGAGCUGGGCAGUAUCCUGCUGCUGCUGGUGCUGUACGUGCUGCAGGGCAUCCCGCUGGGGCUGGCGGGCAGCGUCCCCCUCAUCCUGCAGAGCAAGAGCGCCAGCUACACCGACCAGGCCUUCUUCAGCUUCGUCUUCUGGCCCUUCAGCCUCAAGCUGCUCUGGGCCCCCUUGGUGGACGCCGUCUACCUGCGGGGUUUCGGCCGCCGCAAGUCCUGGCUGGUGCCCACGCAGUACGUCCUGGGGCUCUUCAUGAUCUACAUGUCCACCCAGGUGGACGUGCUGCUGGGCGACGGGGAGGGCCGGGGCCCCGACGUGGUGGCCCUCACUGUGACUUUCUUCCUCUUCGAGUUCCUGGCGGCAACGCAGGACAUUGCGGUGGACGGCUGGGCCCUCACCAUGCUGUCCAGGGAGAACGUGGGCUACGCCUCCACCUGCAACUCCGUGGGCCAGACGGCCGGCUACUUUCUGGGCAACGUUCUCUUUCUGGCCCUCGAGUCGGCCUCCUUCUGCAACAAGUACCUGCGAUUCCAGCCCCAGCCCCGAGGGAUUGUUACCCUCUCAGAUUUUCUGUUUUUCUGGGGAGCUGUCUUUUUAAUUACCACUACACUGGUUGCCCUUUUGAAGAAGGAAAACAAGGAACUAACUCCAACAAAAGAGGAAACUAAAGGCAUCACGGAUACAUACAGGCUGCUAUUUUCAAUAAUCAAGAUGCCGGCAGUUCUUACUUUCUGUCUCUUGAUUCUCACAGCAAAAGUUGGAUUUUCAGCAGCAGAUGCAGUGACAGGACUCAAACUGGUGGAAGAGGGAGUCCCGAAAGAGCACUUAGCUCUGCUGGCAGUUCCGAUGGUUCCUUUACAGAUAAUACUGCCGCUGAUUAUCAGCAAAUACACAGCAGGCCCCAAGCCACUGAACACGUUUUACAAAGCUAUGCCCUUCAGACUACUACUUGGUCUGGAAUUUGCUUUUUUGGUGUGGUGGACUCCUCAAGUGAAACACGAAGGAGGAUUUCCUGUCUACUACUAUGUUGUAGUAUUGUUGAGUUAUGGUUUACACCAGAUCACGCUGUAUAGCAUGUAUGUUGCAAUAAUGGCUUUCAACGCCAAAGUCAGCGAUCCGCUGAUUGGAGGGACCUACAUGACGCUCCUGAACACGGUGUCAAAUCUGGGAGGGAACUGGCCUUCCACCGUGGCACUCUGGCUUGUGGACCCGCUCACGGUGAAAGAGUGCGCGGGGGCCCGGGAACAGACCUGUGCAACUACAGUCGCUGCAGAACUCUGCACAAAAGCUGGCGGUUCCUGUGUGACUACCCUGGAUGGUUACUACGUGGAAUCUGUCGUCUGCGUCAUUCUGGGAUUUGGCUGGUGGUUCCUACUUGGGCCAAAACUUAAAAAGCUGCAGGAGGAAGGACAGUCUUCCUGGAAGUGCAAGAGGACCAAUUGAUGCAGUUUAAACACUGGAUGGACUAGCAAGGUUGUUUUAGUUUUAUUACAGAGACAUAUCCCAUAAUCAAUAAACAGGAAAAUAAGUAUUUUUAAAUGCCACAACACUGAAAACAAGGGUGGCUGAGACAGUGGUAUGUUUGUAUGUGAUACCACUUGCCCUCCCAAGAUGAAAACCUAAGUUCAGAAAGUAAUUGUUAAAAACUAGCACCUAUGUACUCCAUUCGUAUCCCCAGCUCUAGCUUCAGAGUUAUGGCUGCUGGUGUAACCCCCGUCUGAAUUUCCAUACAGGAGCUAUGGAAGAGCUGCUGGUGCCAUGUCUGCCCAAACAGCAGCAUGGCCAGCCAAGCUCCAGCUCUUUCUUUUCAAACAGAAAUGAUCUGACGUGGGGAGGUGACCCGGAGAAGGGUGUCAGAGGCCUUUUGACUUGUAGGUUAAGUGUGUUGUACUGUGGAAUUCCUUGUGGGAAGAGAAACGUAAGAUGUCUGUGGGCUUUGUUCCUUCUUGCUUUCUGAACUGUAACCACACUUCAAAGGAUGAGAUGUUUCAGAGUUUCUUUUAACUGUAUUUUCUGGCUUUUAUAAGCUUUAAAGAUUUAUAAGAAAAUAUUUUUAUAAACAAAUUACCUUUGUUUAAUUUAUUUCUGCUGUUUCAAAGCAUUUUGAUUUACAUUCAAGGUACUUUUCUUGAUGAAAAAUGUUGUAAGGUAGGACUUGAGUAACGCACAAUACUCCACACCCCAAGUCCUGAAGAGGCAACCUGGCUAGUGUGGUGGCUAGCACACAGCAGGUGGGCUUCAGCGGGCAGGCACGCAGGCCUUUGGAAGGGGUUGGUGCUCUGAGAGAAUGAACUGAUAGUGUUGGUUCCUCUUGGUCGCUAAAAUUCAAACCUCAGUGGGAAAAAUGUGACUUUCCCCAGCUAGGGGUAAGAGAAGGCGACUGGGGCCUUUGGGAGUGAUUCGGUGGUGACAAACUUGCCAAAUUCCCAGCGAGUUGCUGUACGACUUGCUGUCACAGAAAUCAAACGAGCUACAUCCUGUGGUAGAGCUGCUACAGAAAUUUAUUACUGAUGCUGUGUAGUGGAAACAUUCCCGUUGCAUUUAUUAAAAAUGACUUCCCUCCUGAGUGCCUUAGUGGUGUCCAGCCAGCACAGCGUGCGCCGAGAGAGGGCACUUGGACGUUGUUGGAUGUAUACGGUACAUCAUUAUCAAAAAACUAUUAAAAAUACCUUUGAAAGGUACAUGAUUUCUUUUUCCAUUCUGUGGUUCUUGCCUUGUCAAUAUUUAAGUUCUGCACCCUGAGUUUGGGGUUCUAAACUCCGGAGGGGCUUGUGGAUCUUUUGUUGCUCUCUGUUUCAGGAAAAAAGUAACUGAGUGCUGAGAUUUGGAGGGGCCACGGAGGGUGUGCACAAAGCAUCUGCGUGGCACGAGGAGUCUGAAGGCGUCCGGACGAGGACAGCGUGACCAGAUGCUUCCCUGGGGACUGACUCCUGCUCCUCUGUCCCUUCCCCUCUCCCUCCUCCGCAGCCGCCCCCCGAGCUCUCCCCGGCUGGGGGCUGUGCUCUCCCCCCCAGCACCUUCUCUCCAGUUGUUUCGAGUGCAGCAGAAUCAGUCAGGCUAAAUGAAACCACGUUGGGUUUACUGCCCAAACUAAAAAUCUUACAGUGUCACCUCUGCAUAUGCACUAAAAGGAUGUCUCACUGGUCUGUAGUCAGAGGUGGGUGCAUCUCAGAUCCCCCCCGACUCACUCUGCAGCCCCUUCAGUUCCCUGUCUUUACUGGAACAACGAGCCACUUCCUUUAAUUGCAUCGUGUCUGGACUCAGAGAUAUUUUUUUUAUUUUUUCUGACUUUCAGGAAAUGGGAAAUGAAAUCCACAGGUGUUUCAGAGUUGGCUUUUUACCUUUCAGUGUUGUUUCACUAUUUCUGAAGGUGCCAGUGAAACUUGAUCUUAAUAAAGACGGGUGGAGGAUUGCUUAUCUGUAUGACAACAUCCAAAUUAGACAUAAACUCCAAAUCCAUGGGAAUAGAUAUGAAAUGUGGCCUAUAUUAACUAUCUCCUCUUUCACACUAGAGAAACAACUGCUGGGUUAGAUUUUUUUUUUUUUAAUCUGUGUUGCUAUUUUGUAACACAAGUCAGAAAUGUUGAUUAGCAGGUUGAUGAAAUGACCCAGUAAACUUUUGGUCUUCCUACUUUUUUUUCCUCCCAAGCCUAUCUUAAAG
Athene cunicularia (burrowing owl) is the source of this 3672-nucleotide messenger RNA. RefSeq names its product solute carrier family 33 member 1 (gene SLC33A1). The transcript is spliced from 6 exons. The coding region runs from base 264 to 1454 and encodes 396 amino acids. NCBI's taxonomy places the organism in Eukaryota, Metazoa, Chordata, Aves, Strigiformes, Strigidae. Gene Ontology annotation, cellular component: membrane. Gene Ontology annotation, molecular function: acetyl-CoA transmembrane transporter activity. The record is from RefSeq and is a predicted model, not a curated record.